AUGAAUUAUAGCGAAGCCCUCCCAAACUUCUCAGGUCAGAUCGUCGGCAACGGUCGCUUCGAGCUCGUCGACAUGAUUGGUUCCGGUUCCUAUGGAAACGUCUAUCGCGCUCUCGAUGCUCAAUCAGACCCAUGCGAACCUGUCUACUAUGCAAUCAAGUGCUUGCCAAAAACGGAACUCUCCCCUGAGCGCCUCGUAUGCCAGAGACGUGAGAUCUUAUUGCACUCCUUAGUAUCCAGCUCGUCGCCACAUAUCUGUACCCUUCACGAGAUCAUCGAGGAAGAACUUUACAUCUACUUCGUGCUCGACUACUGCCCAGGUGGGGACCUCUACACCGCCAUCAUCGAGAACCGUAUCUACCAGAACAAUGUCCCGCUCAUCAAGAGGGCAUUCAUCGAGCUUCUCGAUGGCGUACAUGCCUGUCAUCAGUUGGGUGUGUACCACCGUGACCUGAAACCAGAGAACAUUCUCUGUCGCCAGAGCGGGUUGGAUAUUCGUGUCGCAGAUUUCGGGCUAGCGACCAAAAGUCGUAUUAGUCAGGAGUUUGGCGUAGGCAGUUCAUAUUAUAUGAGUCCUGAAUGUAUUAGUCGUGAGAUGAAGUACCCUCAUUACUCACCGCUUCACACGGAUAUCUGGUCAUUGGGAGUUAUUCUUGUGAACAUGGUCUCAGGUCGCAAUCCUUGGCGAUUUGCGACACCCUCGGACAAGGGCUUCCUCGGAUAUCUCUACAACGUGGACUUCCUUCGCGAGAUCCUUCCCAUCUCGAAAUCUUUCAACGACAUACUCAAACGCAUCUUUCGCCUACAACCAUUCUCGCGAAUCAGCCUUCCAGAACUCAGAGAAGAGAUCCUCAACCUUGAUACCUUCUACAUGAGCGACGCCGAGCUCCGCGACGCGUCGGACAACGCGCAAGAAGCUGCUCGCGACGACUACCACAGGCGCGCCACACCGUUGACUGAUUUGGUGUUCAAUCAAGUCGUAGCCGACACAACCCUCGUCAACUGCUCAUCGACGAAAUCCAACUUCCACUCCGACGGCGGUCCUCCUUAUCCCAAGUGGGCUUAUCGCGGAUCCGCGCCUGCAUCUCGGCGACCUAGCGACCUACCGCCCGCGAGCGUCAACAGGACGCCCUCACAACUCCAUAUUCGAACCUUUGAGCCACAAGACUAUCGACUUUACGAGUCACGGGAUAGCCUAUCGAGCUGUUCUACGCGUUCUGUUUCUUCAGGGGUAGAGAGUGAGGGACCCAUUACUCCGGAAACGCAUGCCCAUGAGCCUGCCAUUGACGUGGCAGACUUAUCUGAGGGGCAGACACUUGAUGAACCGAUACUUGCUCGCAUGCCUGUCAAGAUGGGGCCAGAGCGACCCCGUCGGUUCUCGUUUCGCAAUGUAGUUUCACGGUUUAAGAUCUUCUGAUUGCGUAGAUACUACAGUAGUCAUACCCCUAGCGUAAGUUAGUCUAGUG
This is a messenger RNA of Suillus discolor, 1465 nucleotides long. Its product is annotated as serine/threonine protein kinase, negative regulator of sexual conjugation and meiosis. The record is from RefSeq and is a predicted model, not a curated record. Gene Ontology annotation, molecular function: protein serine/threonine kinase activity; ATP binding. The coding region runs from base 1 to 1416 and encodes 471 amino acids. The transcript is spliced from 2 exons. Gene Ontology annotation, biological process: protein phosphorylation; intracellular signal transduction. NCBI's taxonomy places the organism in Eukaryota, Fungi, Basidiomycota, Agaricomycetes, Boletales, Suillaceae.